AAACGUUUUGUCUCAGCACAGUCAUAAAAAAAAACAAGUUUCCAAACAAAAAAAAGCGGGAUUAGGGUUUAAGACUUAAAAGACACAACUUCACUUCACUUCACUGUUCAUCUUCAUUUCUCUUUCACUGUUUUUUCCUCUCUUCCGAAAAUGCCGAACCCAAGAGUCUACUUCGACAUCAGCAUCGGCGGGGAACUCGAGGGUAGAAUCGUAAUCGAACUCUUCGCCGAUGUCGUUCCCAAAACCGCCGAAAAUUUCCGAUCUCUCUGCACCGGCGAAAAAGGCAUCGGUCCACACACCAACGUCCCCCUCCAUUUCAAGAACUCCAUCUUCCACCGUGUCGUCAAAGGUUUCAUGAUCCAAGGCGGUGACAUCUCUGCCUCCGACGGAACCGGCGGCGAGUCAAUCUACGGUCCAAAUUUCGAAGACGAAAAUUUCGACCUAAAACACGAACGGAAAGGGAUUUUAUCCAUGGCGAAUUCUGGUCCGAACACCAAUGGGAGUCAGUUUUUUAUUACGACGACGAGGACGCCACAUUUGGAUGGGAAGCAUGUGGUGUUUGGGAAGGUUGUGAAAGGGAUUGGAGUUGUUAGGUCUGUUGAGCUUGGUCCGGUCGGGGAGAAUGAUCGGCCGGAGCAGGAUGUUGUGAUUGCUGAUUGUGGGGAGAUUGCUGAAGGGGAGGAUGAAGGGGUUAUUAACUUUUUUAAAGAUGGUGAUACUUUUGCUGAUUGGCCUGUUGAUCUUGAUACGAAGCCGGAGGAGCUUGAAUGGUGGAUGAAUGCUGUUGAAUCUAUCAAAGGCUUUGGAAAUGAACACUAUAAGAAGCAAGAUUAUAAGAUGGCUAUCAAAAAGUAUCGCAAGGCUUUGCGCUAUUUGGACAUGUGUUGGGAGAAGGAUGGCGUUGACCAAGAGAAGAGCACUGCUUUAAGGAAGAUAAAAUCUCAAAUCUUUACCAACAGUUCGGCCUGUAAAUUAAAAUUAGGGGACCUUAGUGGAGCUUUACUUGAUUCAGACUUUGCAAUGCACGAUGGAGAUAAUGCAAAAGCUCUGUUUCGCAAAGGCCAGGUGUAUAUGUUACUCAAUGACCUGGAUGCCGCUCUUGAUAGCUUCAAGAGAGCAUUAGAGUUGGAGCCAAAUGAUGGAGGGAUAAAAAAAGAGUACGCAAUUGCCAGGAAGAAGGUUGCUGAUAGACAUGAUAAGGAGAAAAAAGCUUAUUCUAAGAUGUUCAAUUAGCCUUGGUGCGGAUAUGGUGUAUGUGACUCUAUGGUCUGAAACAAUCAAAUUUUUGUGGAGAGCAUGUCUAAUUACACAGUCAAAAAAUUUCAGAUUUUAGUGACAGUCUGAAAAUAUCAGAUAUAGUGUAUGUUUUUGAAUUUAUGCUUUCUAGAUUGUGAAGCUGUGAUAGAUACUCUUAUCACCAUUUUGACAAACUCUUUGAACAUCAACCAGUGAUUUUCUAUAACAGAGAUAGACAGAUUGAGACAUAUGA
Medicago truncatula (barrel medic) is the source of this 1489-nucleotide messenger RNA. Its product is annotated as peptidyl-prolyl cis-trans isomerase CYP40. Gene Ontology annotation, biological process: protein folding; protein peptidyl-prolyl isomerization. The record is from RefSeq and is a predicted model, not a curated record. Gene Ontology annotation, cellular component: cytoplasm. NCBI's taxonomy places the organism in Eukaryota, Viridiplantae, Streptophyta, Magnoliopsida, Fabales, Fabaceae. Gene Ontology annotation, molecular function: peptidyl-prolyl cis-trans isomerase activity; protein binding; cyclosporin A binding. The coding region runs from base 151 to 1233 and encodes 360 amino acids. The transcript has 7 exons.